AUGUGGAGUAUUGUUUGUUUUGAAAUCGGUAACUCUGUAGAUUUUAUUCCAAACUUUUGGAUGCACAAAGGUGUCUGUGCUUGGCCAAAAAAAAUAGCUAAUGUGCGUAGCUACAUUGAAAAACGAGUUGACCCGGCUGAUAAACCAGAUGCUUUUAGUUUCUAUAAUGCACGCCUAAUAUAUCAAGAUAUUGCUGAAAUUGAUGAAGCUCGAUUAAAAGCAAGAAAAGCCCAAGUUACUUCGGAUUUAUCAUCUCACACAGAUAAUGAAAAUAUUAUUGAAAAUAAAAAUCAUACAUCAACACAUCAAAAACGUUAUUUAAAUUCAAAAAAUUCUAAGCCACCAAGUCCGCCUUUAUUUAAUAUGAGUGGUGAUGAAUUUGAUGGAGAUGAUUCAGAUGUGGAUAAAACAUACAAACCAAAACCGAAAAAAAAAUUAUUUGAAGACUUAAGGUCAAUUUUCACUGCUCCGUGCCGGGUCCGUGUCAGUUUUUGGCACGUCCGGGUCAACCCGGUCAGAUAUUCACACUAUCCAGUGCCCCGUCCGGGUAAAUAA
Messenger RNA from Aphis gossypii (cotton aphid), 555 nucleotides. RefSeq lists its product as uncharacterized. The coding region runs from base 1 to 555 and encodes 184 amino acids. Lineage: Eukaryota; Metazoa; Arthropoda; Insecta; Hemiptera; Aphididae. The transcript is spliced from 3 exons. The record is from RefSeq and is a predicted model, not a curated record.